UCUCUCUCUCUCUCUCUCAAUCUCCUCUCUUUUCCUCCACCAAUAACCAAUAAUGACUCAAUCACAAGAAGAGUUGUUGGCCGCUCAUCUCGAGCAACAGAAGAUUGACCACGAGGAGCCUUUGGUUGAGGAUGAAGAUGAUGAUGAUGAUGAAGAUGAUGAAGGAGAUGAAGAUGAAGCUGAAGGACAAGAAGAUGCCAGUGGUAGGUCAAAGCAGAGCCGAAGCGAAAAGAAGAGCCGCAAGGCAAUGCUAAAACUAGGAAUGAAGCCCAUCCUUGGGGUCAGCCGGGUCACUGUUAAGAAGAGCAAGAAUAUCCUGUUUGUCAUCUCAAAGCCAGAUGUCUUCAAGAGCCCGAAUUCAGAUACAUAUGUAAUCUUUGGUGAGGCGAAGAUUGAGGAUUUGAGCUCACAACUGCAAACUCAAGCUGCUGAGCAGUUCAAGGCUCCUAAUGUCAGUAAUGUUGUACCAAAGGCAGAGCCAGCACCUUUGCCUCAGGAUGACGAAGAUGUAGAUGAGACUGGUGUGGAACCAAAGGACAUUGAGCUGGUGAUGACACAAGCUGGGGUUUCAAGAGCUCGCGCUGUCAAAGCUCUCAAGGAUGCAGAUGGAGAUAUUGUCUCUGCCAUUAUGGAACUCACAAACUAGAGAAAUAUCACAAUUUAGAUUUGUUUCUCACAGAAAGGUCACAUGUGCCUUUUAAAUAUCCUGAGAUUUUGAAUCAUUGAGGUUGAGAUGGUCUCUUUUUUGUUGUUUUCCGGUUUCCGUGUGUUUUAUUUGUACAAUAUUAGCCUGCUGCUUGGAUGAUCAAAAUGGUUUUCAGGUGAAUUCUUAGUUUUGUGUCUCUA
This is a messenger RNA of Sesamum indicum (sesame), 846 nucleotides long. RefSeq names its product nascent polypeptide-associated complex subunit alpha-like protein. Gene Ontology annotation, cellular component: nascent polypeptide-associated complex. NCBI's taxonomy places the organism in Eukaryota, Viridiplantae, Streptophyta, Magnoliopsida, Lamiales, Pedaliaceae. The record is from RefSeq and is a predicted model, not a curated record.